AUAAUGAUAGUGAAUAAGGCAGGCGCCUAACGAUUAAUUUGCCAACCUCCUACUUUAAAUUGGGGCCGGUUUGCAUUAAAUUACCUCCACCAACAUCUACCUGCACGCAUUAAUUCAGUUGGGAUCCCAGCGCACAUAACAAUGGAGGAGGAGGAUGAGAAAAAAGGAUAUCAUUUUUAUAUUUUCACAAUGAAAUGAAUCCAUCUUUCUAUUUAGUUAGCUAGCAGAUCACACGAGAUUAAACUCGCAGUCGUAGAUGGCGAUGCUGCAGAUGAUUGCAUCAUUUGCGUGAUUGAAUCGGACUGGAAUUGUGUGAAGUAAUUAUCAGUCAGUGUAGCUACUAGUAGAAUUUGUUGGGAGUCAAGCUCAUAGCAUUCGCAUUCAUCACACAAAUUCCAUUUUUUUUUUCUUUUGAGGCGCGCAGUGGUGGAGUAUAUAUAUAGAUAGAGAAGUUGAUGUCGAGAGCAGAGAUGAAGAGCAGCUCGAGUGCGAGUGCGAGUGCGGAGGUGGUGAUGGAGAUAGAGGCUAACAAGCCGCAGGGGAACGGGAUAGUAGUGGGAGGGCUGAGCCCGUUGAGCGAGAGCCUCUGGAAGGAGAAGACCAACACGGAGUUCGUGGGCGACGUCUCGGCCAGGCUGGCUUGGAAGGAUUUGACUGUGGUGGUCACCCUCGGCAACGGAGACACCCAGAAUGUCCUCGACAAACUCUCCGGCUAUGCCGAGCCCGGAUCCUUCACCGCCCUCAUGGGCCCUUCCGGAUCCGGCAAGUCUACGCUGCUCGAUGCCCUCUCCGGCCGCCUCGCCGCCAACGCAUUCCUCUCCGGCACUAUUCUUCUCAACGGCCGCAAAGCCAACUUGUCAUUUGGGACUGCCGCAUAUGUGACCCAAGAUGACAACUUGAUCGGCACCCUCACAGUCCGUGAGACCAUAUCGUAUUCAGCCCGGCUGCGGCUCCCGGAUAGAAUGGCGUGGGCGGAUAAGAGAGCGCUGGUGGAGAGCACCAUCAUCGAGAUGGGGCUUCAGGAUUGCGCGGACACGGUGAUAGGGAACUGGCACCUGCGCGGCGUCAGCGGCGGAGAGAGGAGAAGGGUCAGCAUUGCAUUGGAGAUCUUGAUGAGGCCACGCCUGCUUUUCCUGGAUGAGCCUACCAGCGGCCUCGACAGUGCAUCCGCCUUCUUCGUCACUCAGACCUUACGAGGCCUCUCCCGAGAUGGACGCACCGUCAUCGCCUCCAUCCACCAGCCUAGCAGUGAGGUUUUCGAGCUCUUCGACCGAUUAUACUUGCUCUCCGGCGGUAAAUCUGUCUACUUUGGCCAAGCUUCCCAAGCCUAUGAGUUUUUCGCUCAAGCCGGCUUUCCUUGCCCUGCUUUGCGGAACCCAUCUGACCAUUUUCUCCGCUGCAUCAAUUCUGAUUUCGACAAAGUUAAAGCCACGCUCAAAGGAUCCAUGAAAAUGAGGUUUGAGAUGAAUGAUGAUCCUGUUGAUAGAGUAACCACGGCAGAAGCUAUACGGACGCUUGUGGACUCUUACCAAAAGUCCCAGUAUUGUUACUCCGCAAGAGAGAAGAUUGAGGAGAUGUCUAAGAUUAAAGGAACCGUGCUAGAUUCUGGAGGGAGUCAGGCGAGUUUCUUGAUGCAGGCUUUCACCUUAACUAUACGCUCAUUUGUUAACAUGUCGAGGGACUUUGGAUAUUACUGGCUGAGGCUUGUCAUCUACCUCGUCGUCACUGUCUGCAUCGGAACCAUUUACAUGAAUGUAGGAACCAGCUACAGCGCCAUCCUGGCAAGGGGUGCCUGCGCGUCUUUCGUGUUUGGGUUCGUCACCUUCAUGUCGAUUGGUGGAUUUCCUUCAUUCGUGGAAGAUAUGAAGGUGUUCCAAAGGGAAAGGCUUAAUGGGCACUACGGCGUGGGAGCCUUUGUGAUCAGCAACACCCUGUCUGCAAUGCCGUUUCUGAUACUCAUCUGUUUCCUCUCCGGCACCGUGUGCUACUUCAUGGUGCGACUCCACCCCGGGGUCACGCAUUACAUCUUCUUCGUGCUGUGUCUUUACGCGAGUGUGACUGUGGUGGAGAGCCUGAUGAUGGCCAUAGCCAGUGUCGUCCCCAACUUCCUCAUGGGUAUCAUCAUCGGAGCUGGAAUCCAGGGGAUAUUCAUGCUCGUCUCCGGCUACUUCCGCCUCCCCAACGACAUCCCAAAGCCCUUCUGGCGCUACCCCAUGUCCUACAUAAGUUUCCACUUCUGGGCUCUGCAGGGCCAGUACCAGAAUGAUCUCAAAGGCUUGAUCUUCGACAACCAGACCCCCGAUCUCCCAAAGAUCCCCGGGGAAUACAUCCUAGAAAAUGUUUUCCAGAUUGAUAUGCAUCGAUCAAAAUGGGUGGAUCUCAGCGUUCUCCUCAGCAUGAUCAUCAUCUACCGCAUCAUCUUCUUCAUAAUGAUCAAAGUUAACGAGGAUGUCACUCCCUGGGUUCGCGGCUACAUUGCAAGACGAAGAAUCCAACACAAAGGAGCAAACCAGAGCACCAUGGUGACUCCAUUUGGUCUCACGCAGUCCCCUUCGCUCAGGAAUUACGUCCAGCCACGGGGUUCUGCCACAGCCAAGAGGUAGAACCACAGAGCCAUUUCCCACUGCUGCAGUAUAUUACCACUGCUCAAAUGUCGACUAGCUGAUUCUUACUUUUCUCACUGUCAGACAACUAGUAUUUACUAUGCAACCUAGCUACACUUUUCAAGUCUUCAUUUUAUCUUCAUAUAUAUUUAUUUAGCUCA
Messenger RNA from Salvia miltiorrhiza (redroot sage), 2764 nucleotides. RefSeq names its product ABC transporter G family member 11. The transcript is spliced from 7 exons. NCBI's taxonomy places the organism in Eukaryota, Viridiplantae, Streptophyta, Magnoliopsida, Lamiales, Lamiaceae. Gene Ontology annotation, molecular function: ATP binding; ATP hydrolysis activity; ABC-type transporter activity. Gene Ontology annotation, cellular component: membrane. The coding region runs from base 456 to 2603 and encodes 715 amino acids. The record is from RefSeq and is a predicted model, not a curated record.